UUUUAGUACAUUUAAAAGUCAUAAGUUUUCGUUCUUUAUGGACGUUACAACUAGUUGUUUUAAACUCAGAAAUUGAUGUUAUAUUGAAAAUAUUUCUCUCAAAACUACAAACGAUUUAAAAUAUACUUUUUUUCAAUUUUAAUAUUUAUUGAACUUAGUAGAAAGAGACCGAACUAUUAGUUGGUAAAAGAAGAAAGAUAGGUUAUAUCUGUUGUUAUAGUAACAUCAAUAAAAACAAAGAUAUUGUAUUAAAUAAAAAAUGCACUGGGACGAAGAUAUAGAUCUUCUAGUAGUAAAAAAGCCUGCACCCAAGCAAGGCAGACGUUCUAAUAAAAAUUUAGAAGAUACUGAAAUUAUACAGGAUUCUCCUAAAGAAGACGUGCGUUCUAAAACAAGAAAAACGGGAGUGUGGAGUGAUGAACCUUUAAAAACAACUAGAUCAGAUACAGGGAGAAAUAUAAUUGAACUGGAAAGGUUUCAAAACGAUAAAAAAACGGAUGUUAAUGAUGAUAUUCCAAUAAUUCCAGAUAUAGACGAUGCUUCUGAGGAUCUAGCAUCAACAAUUUCCGUCGAUAAAUCUGUGAAAGAAAUUAACAGUCAAGUAAGUAGCUUGAAGGUUGAUGAAAGUAAAGUAUGGAUGUUGGGAGACAUCGAUUUAUCUUGUUUAACAAGUAAAUUGUACCCAGAAAAAGAUGUACAAGAAUUUGCUGAAGAAUGGACAUUAGAUUCGUUGUUUAACGAUCUCUUAAUAAAUACAGAAAUAAAUUAACUUCCUAAGUAAAAUAUACCCAAAUUAUAAUUAUUUUAAAAUUUAAAUAGAUAAUUUUAGUAUUUUUACAUAAUUAUUCAAUAAAAUGUUAGAGAAA
Messenger RNA from Diorhabda carinulata, 866 nucleotides. It is a transcript of the gene IFT43, whose product is annotated as intraflagellar transport protein 43 homolog. The coding region runs from base 260 to 769 and encodes 169 amino acids. NCBI's taxonomy places the organism in Eukaryota, Metazoa, Arthropoda, Insecta, Coleoptera, Chrysomelidae. The record is from RefSeq and is a predicted model, not a curated record. Gene Ontology annotation, cellular component: intraciliary transport particle A; cilium. Gene Ontology annotation, biological process: intraciliary retrograde transport. The transcript is spliced from 5 exons.